AUUAAUGUUUUACUAAAACAGACACCCCCAUUUUUGAAAAGAUUAUUUUAUUUUAAGAUGAUUAGAACAACUUUCUAACAUUUACUGACUCAUGUCGAUGACCACCUAGUCAGUAGAGGGCGCUACUGUGAGUGAAUGAACAAACGAGGAAACGUCUAUAGUCUCUGCCCGCGCAUGCGCAGUUAAUAAUAAACCGCUGCCAGCAGAGCCAGGCACAACGUAUUAACGUGUCUGUUCCUCAUCAUUCACAGAUCCACAGCGCAUCCUGCCUGUGCAUCGCUUGUGCCGGCCCAGAUUUCCCCUAGGUUUGAGGCCGGUAACAAUUGGGGGCUCGUCCGGGAUCUCCAGCGCCACCUAGUGGAGAGAGUGGGAACUGCUACAGAGAAGACCUGUGUCCAAAACUUCAGGAAGGCUGCAGUGCUGUGCGUCAUCCAGAGAGUAGAGGCUACAGAGGUUAAAGAUGGCUACCACAACCCCUCGAAGGAUGCUGGUUUUCAAAAUCCGAAAGAGACUGCUUGCAUUGAGUAUCAGUCAACUACAGGUCAUCGCCAGUGCAAUUGAUGACGGAUCGGGGCCGGAUGCUGAGGGCCUUAUGGCACUGAGUGAACCAGAACUGUUUGAUUUAAUUGACGAUUUCUUAAGAAGCGAGAAGCUAAGCGGCAUGGAAGAUGAAGGCAUGUCUCAGAUUCUUCACCUUGACGACAUGCUCGAUCACCUGUUACAAGACACGAAUGAAGAAGAUACAGUCGGGGGAGCGAAAGAAGUCAGUGAGGCUGCACCUCCCCAGCAGGAGGAUACAGACACUCGUCGACGGAUCAGUUCGACUACUGCAUCCAUGGGCUGCCACCUGCUGUCAUCACCUGAAGAAAGAGACUUUCCCAGCCUUCGACCGACCACAGCCAGAGACAAUAAUGGACCUCUCAGGAACCUUUCCACCACAUCGCCAGCUAAGUCCACCACCAACAGCGGAUGUGCCGCCCUUCCUGGCCGGGCCAGCCUGUCUUCCAGUGUUGGUGAGCAGGUUGUAAAACUCACUGAUGUAGCUGCUCUGUUUCCACGUAGAGAGUUCAAGAUUCAUGGUGGUCAGAUUUCUGACACCGGGUCUGAAGUGUCAUACAGCAGCCUUUGUAAACAGAUGGAUCAAGGUUUACUGGAAGGGUUUAGUGAGACAGAAGUUAUUACUGUGUUUAAGAUAACUAAACCUGAAUGCGUUCAGGGAGAUGUUGACUAG
Gambusia affinis (western mosquitofish) is the source of this 1231-nucleotide messenger RNA. RefSeq lists its product as uncharacterized. The transcript has 2 exons. The record is from RefSeq and is a predicted model, not a curated record. Lineage: Eukaryota; Metazoa; Chordata; Actinopteri; Cyprinodontiformes; Poeciliidae. Bases 461 to 1231 code for a protein of 256 amino acids.